This is a messenger RNA of Engraulis encrasicolus (European anchovy), 1381 nucleotides long. The record is from the annotation of a RefSeq genome assembly. Lineage: Eukaryota; Metazoa; Chordata; Actinopteri; Clupeiformes; Engraulidae.
AUGCUAAAAGUACUAAUCCCUACUCUUAUACUGUUCCCAACUAUCUGGCUAUCCCCACAGAAGUGACUAUGAACUGCUACCACCGCACACAGCUUAAUCAUUGCGCUUCUGAGCUUUAGCUGAUUAAACUGACCGUCUGAGACAGGCUGGUCGGCCUCUAGCACCUACAUAGCCAUUGAUCCCUUAUCCUCUCCUCUUCUAGUACUAACAUGCUGGCUGCUCCCAUUAAUAAUCCUAGCUAGCCAGAACCACACACAAGCGGAGCCUAUUUCCCGCCAGCGGAUGUACAUUACUUUACUAACCUCCCUUCAAGCUUUCCUUAUCUUAGCCUUUGGAGCUACUGAAGUCAUCAUGUUUUACAUCAUAUUUGAGGCCACACUGGUCCCUACUCUAAUUAUUAUUACCCGCUGAGGAAAUCAAGCGGAGCGACUCAACGCGGGAACAUACUUUUUAUUCUAUACCCUAGCGGGAUCUCUCCCCCUUCUGGUUGCACUGCUAGCACUGCAAGCCUCAACAGGUAGCCUCUCAAUAAUCACAUUGAACUUUAACGAGCUCCCUUCUCUCACUCACCAGGCCGACAAGCUCUGGUGAGCCGCCUGUCUUCUUGCCUUCCUAGUUAAGAUGCCACUUUACGGGGUCCAUCUUUGACUUCCUAAAGCUCAUGUAGAAGCACCCAUCGCAGGCUCCAUGGUACUUGCUGCAGUCCUCUUGAAGCUUGGGGGGUACGGCAUGAUUCGAAUUACACCCAUCCUUGACCCGCUCACAAAAGAAAUGGCCUACCCCUUUAUUGUUCUUGCACUCUGAGGAAUCGUAAUAACAGGCACCAUCUGCUUGCGCCAAACAGACCUGAAAUCACUCAUCGCUUACUCAUCAGUAAGCCACAUAGGACUUGUAGCUGGUGGGAUUCUCACCCAAACUCCUUGAGGCCUAACCGGUGCAAUCAUCCUUAUAAUCGCACACGGACUCACCUCCUCAGCACUUUUCUGUUUAGCCAACACAAGCUACGAACGGACUCAUAGCCGUACAAUAGCCCUUGCCCGGGGCAUGCAAACCCUAUUCCCGCUAACAGCAACCUGGUGAUUCAUCGCUAAUUUAGCCAACCUGGCCCUUCCUCCUCUCCCAAACCUGAUAGGAGAGAUGAUGAUCAUUACCACAAUGUUCAACUGAUCACCAUGAUCUAUUGUUCUGACAGGACUAGGAACCCUGAUUACUGCGGGUUAUUCACUAUACAUGUUCUUGAUGACACAGCGGGGCCAAACGCCUUCCCACAUCACCGCACUUCCCCCUUACCACACUCGGGAACACUUAUUAAUCUCCCUUCAUCUUAUUCCCAUCAUUCUUCUUAUGGUUAAACCAGAACUCAUAUGAGGAUGAUUCUAUU